Lycium ferocissimum is the source of this 910-nucleotide messenger RNA. Its product is annotated as homeobox-leucine zipper protein HOX3. Gene Ontology annotation, molecular function: sequence-specific DNA binding; DNA-binding transcription factor activity, RNA polymerase II-specific. The coding region runs from base 136 to 777 and encodes 213 amino acids. Lineage: Eukaryota; Viridiplantae; Streptophyta; Magnoliopsida; Solanales; Solanaceae. The record is from RefSeq and is a predicted model, not a curated record. The transcript is spliced from 4 exons. Gene Ontology annotation, biological process: regulation of DNA-templated transcription.
UGCCCCUUCUUUCCUUUGGCCCUUUUACCUUAUAUUCUCUUGUCUAAAAAUAUCCCUGUGCCCUUCUUCUUAAUUCUUGUUGCUGCUGCAGAAUAUUACUAGUAAUAAUUCUGAUUUUUGCAGCUAAUUAAUUUAAUGGAAAUUAUGCCAGAAAAUUCCACUUGUUUGGAGCUCACCAUAUCUAUUCCUGGUUCUUCUUCUUCAUCAUCUUUUCCUUCUUCUGGUGAAGGGGGUGGUGGUUAUAAUAUGAUGAGGGAGCUGGAUAUAAAUCAAGUGCCAUCAGGUGGAAAUAUGAAUGAAGAAGAAAGCAUGGAAGAAGAAGAAGAAGAAGAAGAAGAGAGCUCUAAUAAUAAUAUUAAUGGAGUACUUUGUGGCCCUCCAAGAAAAAAACUCCGUUUAACAAAACAACAAUCUUUCCUUCUUGAAGAAAGCUUCAGACAAAAUCACACUUUGAACCCUAAACAAAAGGAAGCUUUAGCCACGCAAUUAAAGCUUAAGCCAAGGCAAGUGGAGGUUUGGUUUCAAAACCGUAGAGCAAGGAGCAAAUUGAAGCAAACGGAGAUGGAAUGUGAGUACUUAAAGAGAUGGUUUGGUUCAUUGACCGAACAAAACCGAAGACUUAAAAGAGAAGUGGAAGAACUUCGAGCCAUGAAAGUAGGCCCACCAACGGUGUUAUCACCACACAGCUGCCAGCCGAUGUCGGCGUCCACCCUUACCAUGUGCCCUCAUUGUGAACGCGUCACGAAGACCACGGUCAAAGACGAAUCCAGAAUUUAAAAUCAGUAGGUUCGAAGUGGAUACAAUUUAACAUGUAAUAUAUAUGGUUUCUUUUUUGUUCUUCAUAUGUUUAUAUGGUUCGAGUAAACAACAAUAGUUCAGUGGUUUCAAUUGAACUCAACUUCUUUCAUCA